This is a messenger RNA of Cladophialophora immunda, 1816 nucleotides long. RefSeq lists its product as uncharacterized. Bases 215 to 1534 code for a protein of 439 amino acids. The record is from RefSeq and is a predicted model, not a curated record. Gene Ontology annotation, molecular function: oxidoreductase activity; FAD binding. Gene Ontology annotation, biological process: ubiquinone biosynthetic process. NCBI's taxonomy places the organism in Eukaryota, Fungi, Ascomycota, Eurotiomycetes, Chaetothyriales, Herpotrichiellaceae. The transcript has 3 exons. Gene Ontology annotation, cellular component: mitochondrion.
GCAUGGGUUCAACAUGGUGUUGCAUCUCCUGAUAUUGAUGGCACAUGGAGAAUGAUCGCGGGGCUUGAGCCUGCCUGGCAAGAUAUAAGAACGAAAACACAAUAAAAAAAAAUCCAAACCAAAAUAUCGUCCACUCAUUGCUUCGUGCCCUUUUCCUCGGACUUGUAUACCCCUCUCGCGUGUUUUGCUACCUUCAACAUAUUGGUCUAUCGAAAUGUCACCCUCUGAGAAGCCAUGGACAAUCAUUGUCGGUGCUGGUCCGUCAGGCUUGCUUCUGGGUCUGAUGCUGGCAAAGAAAGGUGUCACUGUCCAUGUCCUGGAAGCUUCUGGCGAACUGGACGACUCUCCCCGCGCCGCGUAUUACGGCCCUCCGGCUGCCUAUGAGUUACGGCGUGCUGGGGUCAUUGAUGACGUGCGAAAGGAAGGGUUUGAUCCAGUCAAGACAUGUUGGAGAAAACUCGACGGCACAUAUCUUGCUGGUUUCGAUAACACCCUUAUGCACGAAGAUCCAGAUCGACUGGCGUGCCUGCCAUUGGCCCAGCUCGACCGCUUGCUCUACAGACACGCUGUUCAGCAACCCACGCUGAAAGUGUUCUUCAACCACAAAGUGGUGGAUAUCGGACAGGACGACGACAAGGCAUGGGUGGAUGUUGAAACCCCUGAGGGACAGAAACGGCUCGAGGCAGCGUACAUUGUGGGCUGUGAUGGUGCAUCGAGCAUAGUCAGAAGAAAGUUGUACGGUGCAAAGGAUUUCCCUGGCUAUACCUGGGAUAAACAGAUCGUGGCGACCAAUGUGGCCUACCCGUUUGAAAAAUUUGGAUAUGACGAUGCCAAUUUCUUCAUCCACCCAGAGCACUGGCAUAUGGUUGCUCGUCUCACCAAGAACGCGGAUGGCAGCGGCUGGUGGCGUGUCAGCUACGGCGAGAUCUCUGGACUCACUCGAGAAGAGCUGAUCGCGCGGCAACCCAUGAAAUACGAAGCCAUGUUGCCCGGCCACCCCAAACCAGGAGAGUAUGAUCUUGCAGCGAUCAGCCCGUACAAGAUCCAUCAGCGCUUGGUGGAAAAGAUGCGAGUUGGCAGGUUUAUGCUCGCUGCAGAUGCUGCACACAUAUGCAACCCUUUUGGCGGUCUUGGACUGACAGGUGGUCUCGUGGAUAUCGGGGGUCUAUAUGAUUGCUUGAUCGGCGUUUACGAGGGCAAGGCGGAUGAAAGUAUACUCGACAAGUACUCGGAGAUGCGGCGACAGAGGUAUCAGACAGUCACGGAUCCCAUUUCCACGGACAACAUCAAGCGACUGUAUGACCAGGACCCGGACAAGGCUCUCGAGAAUGACUCGUUCUUGAAGAUGCUCAAGGACAUGGAAGGCGACGUGGAAGCUCAGCGAGAGUUUAUGCGGUCACCAAUGGCGCUUCGAUAUGACUUUACUCAACAUUACAACACCAGCGAAGCAAAGAACGGGAGUCAGGAAAGCGGUGUCAAGACCGGAGCAGUCACAUCACACGUGGAGCAGGUUGCUGUAACGGGAACAGAUUGAGCCACGCAGACAUGAAAGGGGUUCAGAAAGGGUGAUUGUACUAUGCCCAGAAUCUCCUCAGUCUUGACAUGAGCCAUCUGGUGCGCCAUCAUAACCGGUGACGGUUCUAUAUUGGCUUCUGGGAGGCGUGGAUCUGCAGUCGGCUUUGAGGGGGCCUUAGAGAAGCCAUGUGGUAAAGUGAUAUAUCAUAGCCUUGGUCGCGACGGUGGAGUUUGCGACGAUAGCAAGCUGUUUCUCGAGAGGACAAUAACAUCUUUGACAGCUCUCGAGCGAGCGAGCAAG